AUGAAGAGCCCCUCUAGCUCGGCUGUGGCCGAAAAGGACGAUCAGAGAGAUGCCGUACCCUCCGCCACAGCCACUAUCCGGGUGGAAGGAAUGACAUGUGGAGCCUGCGUAGAGUCCAUUGAAAAGAUGCUACGGACUCAACCCGGCAUCAUCAAUGUCUCCGUCGCUCUUCUAGCAGAGAAGGCAGUCGUGGAGUACAGUCCAGCAGACUGGACUGCUGAGAAGGUUGGCGAAGCAAUAGAGGACAUCGGUUUCGAUGCCUUCCUCGAGAGCGACGUCACAAAGAGUGCGCUCUCAGGGCCACGAGGCAGUGUAGGAUUAGUACCUCCAGAGGUGGAAGAUUGCGUGCUGAGCAUCUACGGUAUGACCUGCUCAGCCUGUGUUGCAUCAAUCGAGAAUGGUCUUCGAGAGAUGCCAGGAGUGAUAUCUUGCGAAGUCGCUCUCACUACGGAGCGAGCUCGCAUCACAUACGAUGGCAAUACAGUCGGCAUUCGGUCUCUAGUCGAGAGGAUAGAGGAAAUGGGCUUCGACGCAGUCGUCUCAGACGAGCGGGAUUCGACGCAAUUACAGUCUCUGAGUCGGGUGAAAGAGAUUGCGCAGUGGAGAAGGGCCUUUCUAGGCGCCCUCACAUUCGGUAUCCCGGUCUUCCUCAUCUCCAUGGUACUGCCGAAGGUGCAAUUCUUCCGCAACAUUCUCAUGUGGCAGCCGAUCUCCCGGAUCUGGCUGACAGACCUCCUCUGCCUACUCUUGACCAUCCCUGUCCAAUUCGGCAUCGGUCUUCGCUUCUACCGUACAGCGUGGAAGGCAGUCAAGCACGGUUCCUCAACGAUGGACGUCCUUGUAGUUCUCGGAACUACUGCCUCCUUCACUUACUCAGUGAUAGCCAUGCUGAGCACAUUCCUCUUCCCUUCCGAAUCAAAUCCUCCAAAAGCAACGACCUUCUUCGAUACCUCUACCAUGCUCAUCACCUUUGUCAGCUUCGGCCGCUACCUUGAGAACACGGCAAAAGGAAAAACCUCAGAGGCUCUCAGUCGCCUCAUUGGUCUCGCGCCAUCUUCGGCAACGAUCUAUGCUGAUGGAGAAAAAUGCUCAGUUGAGAAGAAGAUCGCUGGGGAGCUUGUACAACGGGGGGACUACGUCAAGGUUGUUCCAGGGGACCGGAUACCUGCAGACGGCACGGUCAUUCGUGGAUCAAGCACCGUGGACGAGAGCGUUGUGACAGGAGAAGCCAUGCCUGUCUCCAAGGUACAAGGCUCUAGGGUCAUUGGAGGUACCGUCAACGGACUGGGCACCUUCGACUUUGUAGUCGACCGAGCCGGUAAAGACUCUUCUCUCGCGCAGAUCAUUCGACUCGUCUCGGACGCUCAGACGAGCAAGGCGCCCAUUCAAGCUUUUGCAGAUCGUAUAGCGGGCAUCUUUGUCCCGUGCGUCAUCGCGCUGGGACUGCUCACUUUCUUCUGUUGGCUCAUCAUCGCCCACGUCUGCGACAGUGAGCGUUUACCGGAUAUCUUUGCUCAUACCUCUUCCAAGUUCGCCACUUGUCUCAAGCUCUGCAUUUCAGUCGUGGUCGUUGCCUGCCCCUGUGCGCUUGGCCUUGCAACUCCCACCGCCGUCAUGGUAGGCACGGGUGUGGGAGCUCAGAAUGGGAUCCUGAUCAAAGGAGGUGGACCGCUAGAGGCUAGCGUCAAGAUCAAGAAGAUCAUCUUCGAUAAGACCGGCACGCUCACAAUGGGCAAGGUCGCGGUCACACACACGGAGUGGGUUGCACCCGGCCCUUCCUUGUCAAGUGAAAAUGCUGAGUAUGGCAACGAAGCGACUGCUGCGUCUGGCUUUCUGCGCUCGCAAGCUCUGCGACUCAUAGGUACUCUGGAGAGUCGCAGCGAGCAUCCUCUGGCGCACGCCAUCGCCUGCCAUGCUGCUCAGGUCCUCGGUGUGCCCCAAGAGGAGUUCCCUGAGCCGGGUCGAGCAGCCAUGGAAGACUUUGAGAACAUCGUUGGCAAAGGUGUCAGAGGGAGACUUCGCCUCGCUCUGCCGGAUGGACGAUGGAGUACUCAUCAGAUGGCUGUGGGCAACUGGAGUCUUGUCUUCAAAGAGGGCGCUGCUGUGCCUCCAUCUCUCAGCGCCUUUGCUGCUGCUGAGGAGCGUCAAGCUCAUACUCUAGUCUAUGCAGCCAUCGAUGGGCAACCUGUCUGCGCCUUUUCCCUUUCAGAUGAGGUGAGGCCUGAGGCUCGCGCAGCCAUCGAAGCGCUCCACAGUAUGGGCAUCAGCACUGCAUUGGCAACAGGAGACAGCCAAGUGACAGCCGAGGCAGUAGCCAGGCAGGUAGGCAUCCCGAUAGACUCGGUGUAUGCAGCCAUGUCGCCUCUAGCCAAGAGCGAGCUAGUGGCGCACCUCCAGUCCACCUCCACACGUGGGAAAGCAGCCGUAGCCUUUGUCGGUGACGGCAUCAAUGACGCUCCCGCCUUGGUCACCGCCGACGUGGGCAUCGCGCUCAGCUGCGGCUCACAAAUCGCACUCGAGUCUUCAUCCAUCGUCCUCGUGCGCAACACCCUUCUAGACGUACCCGUCUCACUACUCCUCGCACGUCGUAUCUUCCUCCAGAUCAGACUCAACUUUGCCUGGUCCACUGCAUACAACCUUGUAGCUCUACCCAUUGCAAUGGGCUUGGGUCUGCCAUGGGGUCUUUCCAUGCAUCCCAUGAUGGCAGGAGCGGCCAUGGCUGCCAGUAGCGUGAGCGUUGUAGGCGGAAGUUUGACGUUGCGCUUCUGGAGGAGACCGAAGCAUCUAAGGGGUCCGCAGGGAGAUGAUGGAGAAGGAGAAGCAGGAAAGGCAAAGCGCGAGCGGAGAAGUCUCUCCUUGGGCGAUGAGCCACCCUCGGGAGGGGGAGGAUGGAAUACCGCUUCGCCCUUUUCUGCCACCACCUUGGUAAACGCAGACGGCCCGCCCUGGUGGCGCUCCAUCUUCGAUCGGGUCGCAGACUUACUGCCUAGCUCGGCAAUGAGGAGGAGAGAGUCAGCAGGGUAUACUGGCCUCCCCUCCAGGCCAGCAGACGAGUUUGAAAUGGCCUAG
Microstroma glucosiphilum is the source of this 3069-nucleotide messenger RNA. RefSeq names its product heavy metal translocatin. The transcript has 2 exons. Gene Ontology annotation, cellular component: membrane. Gene Ontology annotation, biological process: copper ion homeostasis; monoatomic cation transport. Bases 1 to 3069 code for a protein of 1022 amino acids. Gene Ontology annotation, molecular function: P-type divalent copper transporter activity; ATP binding; ATP hydrolysis activity. The record is from RefSeq and is a predicted model, not a curated record. NCBI's taxonomy places the organism in Eukaryota, Fungi, Basidiomycota, Exobasidiomycetes, Microstromatales, Microstromataceae.